AAUUUCUCCAUUCAUCACACCGGUGCUGCGUUCCAGUGGUCUCCAGCCUUCCCAGCAACAAACAUGGCGGCCACCAUAUCUCGAUCCCCUAUCAUCCCGCCUCAUAACCACCCUAUCACCUCCACUUCUAUUCAAAAGCUCCCAUCCCAACUCAAAUUCCGGCGAUUUCCCAUUUCACUCUCCGCCUCCACAUCAUCCUCCAUUCAAGGAGGCACCGGCGAAGGAAAAAGCACUUCUCUUCCAAGGCCUCUAACGUCUACCGAUCUGACUGGAAUACCAUCUGAGGGUUCUCGAAUUCGCGUUGCUUAUCAGGGUGUUCCUGGGGCUUAUAGUGAAUCUGCUGCAGAAAAAGCUUACCCUAACUGUGAAGCAGUUCCUUGUGAACAAUUUGAGACAGCAUUCGAGGCUGUUGAGAGGUGGCUAGUGGAUCGAGCAGUUUUACCCAUUGAAAAUUCCUUAGGUGGAAGCAUUCAUAGGAAUUAUGAUCUCUUACUUAGACACAGAUUGCACAUUGUUGGUGAAGUCAAACUUGCUAUUCGCCAUUGUUUGCUUGCUAAUCAUGGUGUUAAAAUUGAAGAUCUCAAAAGGGUUCUUAGCCAUCCUCAGGCUCUUGCACAAUGUGAGAACACAUUAACAAGAUUAGGGAUAGUUAGAGAAGCUGUGGAUGAUACUGCUGGGGCUGCAAAGCAUGUUGCUCUACAUGAACUUGAAGAUACUGGGGCAGUAGCUAGUGCUGCUGCUGCCAAGAUUUAUGGAUUGAAUCUGCUUGUUCAAGAUAUUCAGGAUUAUUCUGAUAAUGUGACUCGAUUCUUAAUGUUGGCAAGGGAACCUAUAAUUCCACGUACUGAUAGACCAUUCAAGACAAGUAUCGUCUUCUCACUUGACGAGGGUCCCGGGAUGCUUUUCAAGGCACUUGCAGUGUUUGCUAUGAGACAAAUUAAUCUCACCAAGAUUGAAAGCCGCCCUCUUCAGAGACGUGCUUUACCUACACAUACCGAAAGCACCAAUGGAUUCCCAGGGUCUUUCCCUUACCUUUUCUAUGUUGACUUCCAAGCAUCCAUGGCAGACCAAAGAGCCCAAAAUGCUCUUUCGCAUCUUAAGGAGUUUGCUACUUUCUUGAGUGUGCUAGGAAGUUACCCUGAAGAUGUCACCAUAUGACACUUUCCUAGAAUUUUGGUUGAUAAGAGUUUACAUAUCUUAUCAUACUUUUUGACAACAUGUUGAAUGACAUCGCCUUUUAUUUUUUGUUUUGUUGAAUUAAUAUAUUUUGUAAAUAUUUUCCAAAAUAAUCAUUUUACCCUUUUAAAGUUUUUGUUUUGGCCCACAAAGUAGGGUUUCUGGUAACAUUUUUUUGACUAUUUGUAUUG
Messenger RNA from Lactuca saligna, 1367 nucleotides. The record is from the annotation of a GenBank genome assembly. NCBI's taxonomy places the organism in Eukaryota, Viridiplantae, Streptophyta, Magnoliopsida, Asterales, Asteraceae.